GGGACGGGUCGUUGCGCGCAACACGAUAUAAAAAAAAAUAGUAACGUCAUAAUUUGCCGCGAAAAAAUACAGAUUUUAAAUCGUUAAGUACAACAUCGUUUUUUUUUUUAAGUGUAGUGAUGGGAUGAAAUGUUAGCAAUGUAAUAGUGAUGUGAAAUAUUUACCUAUGGUGUUUUUGUGUCACGGAAGAAUCUGCGGCGAUACCUAAUGCGUUAUGCGAUAACUAAUAAAGGUCAAAAUUCAAAGAUCUCCGAGUGAAGCAGACGACAGUUGACGUCCUAAUACGGAAUUGAACAGUGAAAUCAAGGAAUUUAGUAUUUACAGUUUGAUGUGGAGGCAACGGAUUCUAAAACGAAACUAUUGAAAAAGCCCAUGUUAAAUUAACCAAGUUUAAUAUUACGGUCAGUGUAAACGAAAAGAAAAAAAAAAUAGUGCAACAUCAGUAGUAAUUUAUAUUGAAAACUUAAAAUAUCUCAAUGUAGAGAUAUCAAAAGUGUAAUAGUGAAAAUCUGCAGUGAAGUUACGGAGCUUUGCAGUGAAAUAGUGAUAUUCGAAACAAAACAACUGGAAUUUGAAAUAAAUUGAGGCAAUCGGGUGAAAAUUGUGGCAAAUUGCUGUGAAAUAGUGGAAAUUAAGCGUGAAACAGUGUAUGAUGUGUACCGAGUAUGGGUGAACAGCUGCACAAGACCUGCGUGCGGGUGAACUCCGCCGACGACGAUGACGAGACCCGAGACGAGGUAGACCAUGAGUUGCCCAAGAAGAACCCUUUUGUGCGGGGCUCGGACCCUCGCGUGGCCACGUGCCGAGGUCGCCUGCAGACGCGGCGCUGUCAGCUCAACCAGGAGAUCAACAAGGAGCUACGGCUCCGAGCCGGCGCCGAGAACUUGUUUAAGGCCACGACGAAUAGGAAGCUGCGCGAGACCGUCGCCCUGGAGCUGAGCUUCGUGAACUCGAACCUGCAGCUUCUGAAGGAGCAACUCUCCGAGCUCAACUCCUCGGUGGAACUCUAUCAGAACGACAGCAAGGAGUGCGUGAUGCCGAUGAUCCCGCUGGGCCUCAAGGAGACAAAGGAGGUGGAUUUCCGCGAGCCCUUCAAAGACUUCAUCCUCGAACACUACAGCGAGGAUGCGGCCACGUACGAAGACGCCAUCUCUGACUUCAUGGAUAUGAGACAGGCUAUGCGCACACCGGUGCGCUCCACGGCUGGAGUGUCCCUCCUGUUCAAGUACUACAACCAGCUAUACUACAUCGAAAGACGGUUUUUCCCGCCGGACAGAUCGCUCGGCGUGUACUUUGAGUGGUUCGACUCUUUAACAGGAGUCCCAUCGUGUCAGCGUACAGUCGCCUUUGAGAAAGCGUGCGUGCUGUUCAACAUUGCUGGCAUUUACACGCAAAUCGGCGCCAGGCAGGAGCGUGCGACGUGCGCAGGUCUGGAUGGCGCGGUGGACGCACUGCUAAGAGCGGCGGGCGCACUGCGGUACAUCCACGAGAACUUCACCAACGCACCCUCGGUGGACCUCGCCGCGGACACCCUCCUUGUACUGGGAGCUCUCAUGACGGCGCAGGCGCGCGAGUGCCUGUUCGAGAAGCUGCAGCUGCAGGCGCGCGAGGCGUGCGGCGGGCGCGAGCGCGAGCUGCGCGACGACCUCGACAUGUGCCUCGACCUCGCGCAGGAGAGCGCGCAGCUCGCCACCACCUACCAGCAGCUCUACGAGAAGAUGCAAACAGAAGGAGUGUUCAACUACGUGCCAUACUCGUGGGUCUCGCUGGUCCACGUUAAGACUGAAUUCUAUAAAGCAUUAGCGCAUCAGUACUGCGCGACGGGGCUACUGCACGCGACGGGAGAGAGACGUGCUCGCGACCGGCUCGCGGCACUCUACGCGCCCUCCGACAAUGAUGGUUCUAUAACAGGACUGAAGUGUGAUGAAGAAUUCGAUCACACCGCACUGGGGCGUGCGCACCUGGCGGAGGCCCUCGCGCUGUAUGAAGAGGCCUUGAGGUUGCAGAGGAUGUGCCGGGAGCUACGGAACAAGGAGGCGUUGUCUCGAGCGGUGCGUGCGGCUCGCGAGCGAGCGUCGCGCGAGCACGCACCGCCCGCGGACGAGUUUGCGGACAUGCUGGAUGUGCCGAACAUAUUACCUUCAUCCAAAUUCCAACUGGCCCUUACCCCGCCAGACUUCGCCCAGUACCGGGUGGACGACCUGUUCAAGUCGCUGGGACCGAUCGCGGUGUUCUCCGCCAAGCGGCACUGGAGUGCGCCCAGGCUGGUCCAACUGCAGAAACAGUCGGACAAGCGCAGGGACGCGAGGCGCGACCGAAGACACGGCCACGAGGAAACGAAGGUCAAGCGCCGGGCCAGCGACAAACGGGACAGGUCCGAAGACAACACCACGUAUUACAACCAGGGUAUCAGAAGCGACGAGAAGUACGCCGAUGAUUACGACAAGCACAGGGUGUCGAAGCAGAACGGGGUGUACAUCAACAGCUUCGACAACCACUUCGACUACCAGCCGAGGGUGUUGGAUGACAAGUACGGGUGCCGGGAGAACGGGUUCAAGGACUACGGGAAGAAUGGGCGGGAGCGGAGGAAGGCUGAGCUCAGGAGGGUUGCGAGCGAGCAUAGUGUUAAUAAAGAGGAGGAGGGUUUCGGGUUCUCCGUGAGGGGGGACGCCCCGGUUGUCAUCGCCGCUGUGGAGCCCAACUCCUUGGCCGAUAUCGGCGGAAUGCGAGAAGGCGACUUCAUAAUAUCCAUAGGCGACAAGGACGUGAAGUGGAGUUCGCACGAGGAGGCGGUGGCGCUCAUCCAGGCCACGGGGGACUCGCUCACCCUGCGCCUCGCCACCCCCAUGGACCGCGCACACUCCAAGUCCUCCCCGGAAGCCCCCCGGCAGACCAACUCCAACCAGGGCUCCGUGUCGGCCGCGUCCACUGCGUCCAGCGGCUCCACCGCCGCCACCGCGCGCUCGGCGGCCCGCCGGGUGCCCUCCUGGAACCCCUUCAAGCGCACCGGCGCCCGGGACACCAGCUCGCACCGGGGCUCGCACAGCAACGUCAUAUUCCGGUGAACCGGCCACGGAGCCUGGCUCAAGUCCACGAUAUUUAAGCUAACUGUUCAUAUUAUAUUAAUAGUGUGUAUAAACUCCUUUGUCUCUUAAUUCUGCACUAACAUACAGUCAUUCAUUUAAUGUAAACAUCAUGAAAUUAUCUGUCCACAGAAUCAUUAAACUGGCUCGAGCAAAAGAUUUUAAUUUGGAAAUCUGCUCUUUCUCCAGCGCAUUUCAUUGGUCGAUAACUCUGUCUUUACAACGGGGAAUCCCCGCAGGCGGGCGGAGCACCAAUCGAAUUCAAUCGAUUUACCAGGCUUGCUUUUUGGAAAUUUACGCAUGCAUUCUCCCUUUUGGGAUACGUUUGAAACGCUCACGCACCCGAAAUGCGUCCGUCAUCGAUGAAUGAAUAUAAGCCCUUAAUUUCCCGCUGGCAGAAUGUUUCAACCGUAAAAUGAAUAAAUUCACUCUUAAAAAUCCGUGCGUGGCAAUAGUCCUUAAUGCAUUUCGACGCGGCUGUAAGAAGCUCGCCGUCUAGUGGUGUUGUACUAUUAGGCAUAAAAAAAUAGCCACCAUUUUAAGAUGCAUGUGCUUUUCUUAAAGCUUAAAAUUCUAAUCUACCCACAUCUUUCAGUUUAAUAUAACUUUUAACUUUAGAUGUAGUAGCUGGCUGAUGGAGGUUUUUUAUAUAUUAUAUCAAAAUUUUCAAAUAUCAGUAUUAUAUAUCAGUCUAUAUCUUGAAUAUACUUUGAGAAAUUAUGAAUCCGUCCGUCUAGUUGCAUCUAUUAUAUAUUUAGUUUCUAAAUAUAUAUUUAGGCUAAGAAAUAAUAUAUGGCUAUGACAUUCCAAAGUUUUCCCUUACUUAUAUGAAAUUGUUGAUUUCAAUUCUAUGAAUACUAAUAUAUGAAUAUUAAAUUAUCUCUUUUGUUUUUUUAAUAUAUUCUUUGUUAUAAUUAUUUUGGGUAGUUAAAGGUUCUUUUUUUUAAUAAUUUGCCCGCAGCUAUACCUACCAACUUACUUUACUAAAGUUUAUCAAUUUUAGUAGGGAAAUUUGCAAAUAGUUACUGUGUAAAAAUAAUGUUUUAGAGCCAAAAUAAAACGAAGAAAUAACAAAACGAAAGCAAAAUAUAAUAAUAAAGGUUUUAAUAAAAAAUCUGAGGUUAGCAGGUUGAAAAGUGACCUAUUAAAAUAGCUAAACUUUAGUUACUUUAACACAAUUUUUUCCUUAAAACUAAUAAUUAUUAUUAAUGUAUAAUGUAUUAUUAUUGAAAAUUUGUUAAUUAAUAUCUUAAAAUAUACCUAUAAUACUUAUUUUUGUCAACUGUCACAUCUUUAUCUUAAUCAAGAAGUGCACAGUUAACGAAAGAGAAUUCGACGCCUCGCAACUGUUUCGGUACAUUUUUCAAUUGCUAAAUAUGUAAUCUUAAUCUCAGGAAUAAAUAUGACGUUUAGACAAUUUAUUGCUCGGUUAGGUUCACUAUCGAUUGAAAAAUCGUCCCUUAAUGUGAUAACGUCCAAAAAAUUGGUGCUAAUUCCUUUGUACACUAAUCCUUGUCUAAAUUGACAGAAUAUUCAUUUCCCCUUAUUUACCAAUAAUGCUGUCAAUUCAAACCACCCGCCAAUAAUAUGUUAUAUUUUCAGCAUGCGAUUUGGAAAUGGCAAUUCCCAUAAUACACUCCCUUAAGACUACUGAAAUGGUUCGCCGCUUGUGGCAUGCUUUUUAGAAAUCGGCAUCGCCCGAAAUACGUGUCUCUCGGACGAAUUAAAACUCUUUUAGUGGUCGGAAAAAGGUAGAUGUUAUCACAUGCGAAUUUAAAGGCCCUUUUUUAUGAGGAUUAUAUCAAACAUAUCUUAUAGCUACUUAAUUCUUUUUUUUAUGUAUAAAAGCAUGUUGUUUUAUUAUUUCAGGUUUUGAUUGCAAUAUUUGAUUUAGUAUUUUGGUUGUGAUCGAUUUAAAAAUAUUAAAAUAUAUAUUUAUUGGUACAGCAAAGCAGGGUAACUUUGCUUUUGCAUCUUUGACAGUCGACAGCAAAAUAAUAAAGAUAACAAGAUCUGAUCAUAAUAUAGUCUAUUUUUAUACUAAAAACAUUAAUACAUAAUACAAAUAAUUGCACUUACACAUCAAAUACAGAUUAAUAAUUUAUAUGAGGAACUUCAUUGCACGAAGACAUGCCAGUGUCCGAUUUGUAUUUCAAAAAAACAUUCAGAGUUUUUCUGGAAUGCAUGAAUGCGUAAAGGUUUGUUUUAAUAAUUUACCCUUGAUUGUCAAAGUUACCUAACUUGAGGUGCCUACAUGUUUUUCUUCUUAAAAAAUUAUAUUAUUGAUCGCACCCAAAUAUUAAAAGACUUGUUAUAAUUUUUUAA
This is a messenger RNA of Pararge aegeria (speckled wood butterfly), 5408 nucleotides long. RefSeq names its product rhophilin-2-A (gene Rhp). Lineage: Eukaryota; Metazoa; Arthropoda; Insecta; Lepidoptera; Nymphalidae. The transcript has 16 exons. The record is from RefSeq and is a predicted model, not a curated record. The coding region runs from base 666 to 3065 and encodes 799 amino acids. Gene Ontology annotation, molecular function: protein binding. Gene Ontology annotation, biological process: signal transduction; negative regulation of stress fiber assembly.